This is a messenger RNA of Scutellospora calospora, 134 nucleotides long. NCBI's taxonomy places the organism in Eukaryota, Fungi, Glomeromycota, Glomeromycetes, Diversisporales, Gigasporaceae. The record is from the annotation of a GenBank genome assembly.
AAACUUCAAUUUUAAAUGAACAGGAUUAUGAUGACAUAUAUAUUGUAGAAUUAUCACAUAGUGUCUAUGAACAUUAUAAACAAAGUGACUCUGAAGAUAAUGAAAAUUAUGACGUUCGAUAUGAAAACGCUUAA